Molecule: messenger RNA, 1738 nt
Organism: Folsomia candida
Lineage: Eukaryota; Metazoa; Arthropoda; Collembola; Entomobryomorpha; Isotomidae
Exons: 1
Coding region: 381-1646 (421 amino acids)
Molecular function (GO): protein dimerization activity
Source: RefSeq, a predicted model, not a curated record
UCCGGUUGUCAUUCAGUGAGUCCACGCGACCAACCAACCUCCGUCUCGGUCGUAUUAAAUUAGCCAAAUCUAGUCAUUGCUGGUACAACAAGUCAGACAAUGUCAAGUCACACGACCUAACAAACACCAAACAGUUGCUCACUUAAUUAUCGUCAUCAACAACAUCGAGAUUACAACAAUAAGUCACGAAUUACACACAAAUUGAGACUUGAGCUGCGUGGAAAAUCUUGUAGUGAAAUUAGGCAGAAGUGAAUAAUAAUAAUAAAAAACUUGAAGAUUACCAGCUUAAUACAUACAUACGACAUAUAUAUAUUAACCUCUAUUUUUGAGGAAGUUUGAGACACUUUAAGUAUACAAGUUAAAUUAAUAUUAAAAACAAUAUGAGUUAUACUCAGAGUGAUUUUUACUACUCGGACAAUUCUUCAUCAGAAUCUUCCAUGCACUCCCAGAAAUAUCAUCACCACUCCUCCGCCUCCGAUCAUCCAGUCACACCAUUCUCUGAAAAUCGAUUUGAAAAUAUUCAGAAACUUUUUCAUCUGCAGGAUGGAGAAGUAACUACGAGUGCUUCUUCCACAAACUCCAACGAUGGUGACCGAGGAGCUGGUAGCAGUGGUCCUGCUAACGGUGGUCGUCGUCGACAACGGCGGAAAAGUCCAACUGUCGUUCUACGUCUCAAGAAAUUUCGUCGAGCGAAAGCCAACGAUAGAGAACGACACCGAAUGCACCUGCUAAACAAUGCCUUAGAGAAAUUGCGUCUGGCCCUUCCAGCCAUGCCACAAGAUCAGCGUCUCACCAAAAUUGAGACCCUCAGGUUUGCUCACAACUACAUUUUUGCCCUCACCCAAGCAGUCUUGGUCAUUAAGAACUUACGCGGAAGUGCUGCUGUCGAUGGAGAUGGGUACCCACAAUCCCCACCACCCAUAACGUCCCCCAUCGGUCUUAGCUGUGGGGGGGAAUUGGAACGUGUUGAUGAUAAGUACAUUGUCACGGUUCAAAACGUGAGAAUAGUUUUGGAUCGUGAGGGGAACUUAUUGGAGACAAAUGCCACGCGACCUGCCACACCACCGUUGGAUUCCGAACAGCAUGAUGGGUAUGAACCUACCAGCAAUUGCAGCUUUGUGGGGAAAAGUUUCCAGAACUGUCGGGAUCCAGUAUUCCCAUUUGAUGCUAAUGCCAGCAGUAUCAAUUUCCCACAAACACAUCCUCUUCAACCCAUGAGUCCUUCUCCAGGUGGAAAUUACCACCAUUAUCAACAACAAACAAGGCUGACCAACGACACUGCACACCCCACUUUUGUGGGGAUCGGCCCAUGUUCGGAUGGGGUUGUGAGACACGUGCCGGACGUUGGUCUGGGACAUCGAUACAUUGCGACACCAUCCAGCCCUCACCCCACUACUUCUGCCGAUUAUAACCACAAUUAUCCACCAUUUCAACACCUCCCACCAAAACACCACCACCACCACCACCAACUCCUCCACAACAAAGCCAACAUGAUAAUGGGAGCCAGCCCCACGGGACAGCAUGGGAGCAUCUCUUCAACUACUAUAACCUCGGAGGAAGAUUCAGUUUCCAGCAAUGUGAGCUACAACAAUUUUUGUGAGGAAAGUGAGACGUCCCCUAACAAUGCUCAUUAUCGAUAUUACUAGUAUAAAUACACGCUUGUACAGUGCAAUUUGUACUAUAUACACGAAAAAUUCAAUUUUGUCUGUACUUGCAAUAAUAAUUAUUGUAUAAUCCU